UGUAGUUGCAUAGCUGUGUCACUUAUCGUGCCAAAGCCACCCGACCUUCUAAGCUGAGAAAUCUAACGGACUUGUACGAACUAUCACCAUACUUGUAUCUAUCAUGUCGAAACCAACAAUAUCGGAGUAUCUACUUUCAAGCCCCGAGAUAAGCGACCUGUACCAGCGAGCUACUCAAUCUCAAUUUCUUAGCCUCGCUGGCCAGGGCCGGCUAUCCUCGGAGAUUCUAAGCCAGUGGCUAUCGCAAGACCGACUCUAUGCCCAGGCCUACGUCAGAUUCGCUGGAGGGUUGAUCUCUCGUGUUCAGCUACCGACGAAAGUAACUGACCGGGAUACCUCGAAGACCCUGGAAUGGCGCAUUUUGUCAUUGAUACAAACUGCUCUUGCAGGUGUUACGAGGGAGUUGCGGUUCUUUGAGGAAGCUGCUGAGAAAUACGGACUGGACCUCGAAGGUCUCGGACCUGUGGCUGAAGGAGAUAACUUAUCAAAUAAGUCAGCUGGCUUCGCACCCAACAAGGCGACGCAGAAUUACAUCGACUUAUUUGAUUCAUUCGCCGCGCAGCCUCGUGGAGAUGUGUCUAAAACACUCUUGGAUGGAUUAGUCCUACUCUGGACUACGGAGAAGGCUUAUUUGGAUUCUUGGACCUAUGCAAAACGACAGGCUUCGAGCGACACGGAUACUGGAGCGGAUCUGGACGGUGGGGCUUUAAGGAAGGAGUUCAUUCCUAAUUGGACUUCUGACGAGUUUGUGGCUUUUGUGGAUGAAUGCCGGGAGUGCCUGGACGCGUAUGCCGCCACACAAGUCGAUGAUACGGAGGAAGUCAUUGCUGCAGGUUCCAUGGUGCUUUUUAAGAAAGUCCUUGUCUUGGAGGAAUCGUUCUGGCCAAUGAUCGCAUGAUAAUAUUGCUACCACCACUUUUUAAAUCGAAAGUGUUGAUUAACAGCCAGUUCCUGUACUUUUAUAGACUUAGCAGACUAGAAGUAGG
Annulohypoxylon maeteangense is the source of this 986-nucleotide messenger RNA. RefSeq names its product heme oxygenase-like protein. The record is from RefSeq and is a predicted model, not a curated record. Bases 104 to 898 code for a protein of 264 amino acids. Lineage: Eukaryota; Fungi; Ascomycota; Sordariomycetes; Xylariales; Hypoxylaceae. The transcript has a single exon.